Molecule: messenger RNA, 2799 nt
Organism: Malaclemys terrapin pileata
Lineage: Eukaryota; Metazoa; Chordata; Testudines; Emydidae
Product: membrane-spanning 4-domains subfamily A member 15-like
Exons: 6
Coding region: 66-887 (273 amino acids)
Biological process (GO): cell surface receptor signaling pathway
Cellular component (GO): plasma membrane
Source: RefSeq, a predicted model, not a curated record
UUUCCCUGCUGUGUGCGCGUCCUCCAGCACUUCUGUCUCCGUGAGCUCAUCCUCCGCGGCAGCCAAUGGGAUCGCCCCGGCUCCUUCCCACCGAGGAGCGCUGGUGCUGGGGAGCCGGGCCGGCGCUCGUGGUCCAGGCUCAGCCAGGCGUGGGAGCGGGGGGGUGGGGGGCUGAUGCAGCUUCGGGUCCAGCCGCCGGGGACCCCGAAGGGCUGGGAGCGAACACCCCGGUGGCGUCCAUGCCAGGGGAGGGGACCAUACGGCUGGGGAGACGCGCCGUGAUGUACACGGCGGAGACGAUUCCCAAGGGGAAGAACCGAGUGAUGGGGACUAUCCAGAUCAUGAUGGGCUUCAUGCACAUCGGCUUCGGGAUUGUCCUGACAACCAUCACCAACGUUUACACCUCUGUCUUUGUGAUUGGAGAGAUCCCCUUCCUGGGAGGCGUGUCUUUCAUCAUUUCUGGCUGCCUCUCUAUUGGAGCUGAGAAGAGCCCAACUGAAUGCGCAGUGAAAGGAAGCCAGACCAUGAAUGUCAUCAGUGCCAUCUUUGCAUUACUUGGGAUAGUGGCUUUUAUAAUAGACCUGAAUAUAAAUGGACUGUACCACUCCAACUAUGACUACUACAACUAUCUAGUGAUGGCCGGGAACGGGAUCUCCAUCGUGCUGCUGAUCUUCACUAUCCUGGAGUUCUGCAUUGCAGUCGCCACCGCACUCUUUUGGUGCCGGGCAACCCGCCUCAACUCUCAUGAGUCCAUGCUGAUUGUGCCCAACACCAUCAGGGCGGACCUCAUGGUGCCCACUGCAGAAUUGCCUCAUCCGCCAACUUACAGUGAUACGGCCUAUGAUCCGAAGGACCAGUCUGAGUGGGGGACCCAAGAAAGAACCUGAGGAGAAGUCGGCCCAAGAGCAGAAGCAGCAGCUCCUCCUUCUCUGAGGAGCAAAUUCUGGCCCCUUGCCUGCAUGACAGAUUUCCUUCAGUUACUGCCAAUGUUCUUCCCACCCCAGUCCCUGUCUUGAGUUCCGAGGGACCUGCUCUCCCCUUCUUCCGGGACGGGCUCAGGCCUGUGUGUUGCCCACAGAUAAGACUUUAAAGCAUGUUCCCCAGCCAGCUCUGCCUUGAACCAAGAGGUAACAUCUAGCCCGCACUCCCUGUAGGCUGCAUGGGGAAUUGGUCAAUGAAUCUGUCAAAGGGGCAGCACGUCAGCUGUGCAUGAGUGCCCCCUGGGCAGAGAGAUCUGAGAGCAGGCAGGGGGCUAGAGUGAAACAUGGGGCAGGAGCACCUCCAAACAAACAUGUGACAAUCACCCGUGUAUCUAGCCACGCUCUCCCAGGCCCGCAUUCAACCCUCCGUCAGCACAAACCCAGCACAGGAACAGGGAGUAGCAGCUUGGAAUCCUGACCCUGUUCUAGUUAAAACAGCCUUGAGGGAUGCUCUAAUUUGCACCUGGCUGCCCCUGGUCCUCGUGGCAGCUGGGGAAUAGCCAGCGCACAGAGCUGCCCUGGCCACACACCCUGGAAAGUCCUGAUCCAGGGGUCUGCUGCACUGGGGGAACGGCCAGGGGUGUUGCUGCUUUGCACGGCUUUGGAACAGCGUAGCCAGUGUCCAAUGGCUGCAGAGUGACUAUGGCCCCUCUCUCUUCAUCACUGGAUUUUGUCCCAGGCAGCGACCCAGACAGGCCUUCACUGUGGGUGGGUGAAGGGCACAGACUUUGAAGCCUCCAGAUCAUUGAUGCUAAUCUAGCAGCAGGUCAGCAGUGGCUGAAAAGCGUUAUCAUCUGACAGCCUGGUGUCCCAUGCAAAAUGAGGCCUAGUUCUUAGUAGGCAAGGCCACCAGGUAACAAAAACCCCACUAUGAUGGGCCUCAACUCCUAUGACACACCACCCCGAGGGGUUGGCAACUGCUCUGCAGAGCAGGGCAGGGGGUAAGGGGCCUGGGCCAUAAAGAGAAAUUCCCCAUCUCCCGGUUCCUCCACAGAUAAAAGGCUGGAGAGCCCUAUGUAGACAGAGGAGUCAUGGCCUCCCAGGUAAAUAUGGCUGCCGCAAGAAGGAAGCCAUUGGUUUAUAACCAGUCUCUCUAUCCUCAUGGUGUAGCCAGUCCCCAAACAAAUGGGCAUGGCUUUUUUCUCCCCUGUAGUGUGACUGAGUGAUUUUUCUCUAAUGCUUAUUGGCUUCUUUUGAGAAGAGCCUUAUAGGGGAAAGGUGGGUGGGAGGGUUGGGUGGGGGAGUCUCCCACUGGCUUCUAUAGACCUUGCAUCAGGUCCUUUAAGAGCAAUCAUGGGAAAUUUCUUCCGGCUAUAAAAAGCCUAUCUGGAAAUCAGGGAUCCUUAGCGUAAGGUGACCUUUAUAACAGUCAUCCUUCGGAUACGUCUACCCUGCAAUAAAAGACCUGUAGCAUUGCCACGGCUGGCCUGGCUCAGCUGACUAGGCCUUGUGGGGCUUGAGCUGCAGGGCUAUAAAAUUGCAGUGUGGAUGUUCGUGCUGGAGCCUGGGCUUUGAGACCUGAUAAAGGCAGAGGAUCUCAGAGCCCUGUCUCCAUCCCAAGCCUGAACAUCUACACUGCAGUUUCAUAGCCCUGAGUGCCCAAGUCAACUGACCCGGGCUCUGAGACUCAGUGACAUGGGUUUUUUACGCAGUGUAGACAUACCCUUGUGAUUGUAAGUUUGGUAACUUAUAGGAACAUUUAAGAUAUAUUGAAACUUGCCUAAAUGUCCUGCAUCUGGCUCAAUCUUUUUAUGUUUGGUUAUAUUUCUGGUUGUUUUUAUUUUACUUUUUAAAUAAACCACCUGUUUAAAACUUUAAA